Schistosoma intercalatum is the source of this 1250-nucleotide messenger RNA. Lineage: Eukaryota; Metazoa; Platyhelminthes; Trematoda; Strigeidida; Schistosomatidae. The record is from the annotation of a GenBank genome assembly.
GUCAGGCUCACUGUUAUCGAGUGGUCGUCUGUUUCAACGACAUAACCUUGUGAUAUUCUGAAAAAAGUGUAAUGAAACUGGCAUUCGUAACUGGGUCAAACAAAGGCAUUGGAUAUAGCAUUGUUGAAAAGCUUGCAGAAUUUUAUGGGACAUCAGGAGAGUGGGAUAUUUAUCUAACAGCUCGAAAUGUUGAGCUUGGUCAGGAAGCUGUGGAGAAGCUCAGUAACAAGGGCCUGAAUGUUAAAUUCCAUCAACUAGAUAUAACUGAUCGAGAUAGUCGAAAAGCGUUCCUAACAUUUGUAGAGAGAAACUAUCCUAAUGGAAUCAACAUUGCAGUGAAUAAUGCUGGAUUUGCCUACAAAGUUAACUCCACGGCUCCCUUUGGCGAGCAAGCACGAGUUACGGUGAACACCAACUUCACAUCAACCAUUGAUUUCACGGAAGAGUUCAUUCCUUUGUUGGCUAAACAUGCUAGGGUUGUCAAUGUAUCUAGUUCUGUUUCUCUAACCAGUCUCAAGAAACUUAGUGAUGAUCUUUACGAAAAGUUCGUUAGUCCAAUAAAUCUUUUGGAACUUCGAAAGCUCGUCUCCGAGUUUGUAAGGUCCGCUGAGGAUGGUACUUAUUCUGAAAAAGGUUGGCCACAAAGUGCUUAUGGUGUGUCUAAAAUAGGCCUUACAAAGGCUUCAUUUAUUUUCGGUGAAAUGCUGAAAGAUGAUCCAAGAGGGAUUGUGAUAAAUUCGUGUUGUCCUGGUUAUUGCGAUACUGAUAUGACUAGUCACAAGGGAACCAAAACAGCUGAUGAGGUCUAGCAUGCAGCCAGUAGCCACUCCUUAAAAAUAAAUGGAACACACAACGCAAGACAAGACAUUUAGAGUUGAGGCUGAACAUUAUCAUCCUGUGCGUUGUGCCACGAAGUUCGUGUUAUUUUGCAUUAAGAGCAUUUCUCAUGGUUCAAACUCUUAAUGUGAAAGUUAUUUUUUGGGUUGUGGGAAAAUGUUAAAUUGUCGUCUUCAAUAUCGUUUUUGUUAGAGUUGAAUCUACACAAAUUUGUGCAUUAAGGUGCUGAUACACCUUUUUACUUGGCCACUUUACCUAUUGAAUCAAAGGAACCAAUUAAUCAAUUCGUUUACGAAAGGAAGGUGGUCAGGUGGUCUAAAUGAUCUUCAGGCCAAUUUUACGUUUUUCGGGAAUGUAAACAGAAUGUUAUUGACUAGUUUUACUAUUUCGCAAUCUGGAUCACAAUAUUUUCU